AUGAUACAAGAAUUAUUACAUUUUGGAUUAAUUCGUCCAUCUGAUUCUCCAUGUGCAGCACCAGCAAUGCUGGUAGCUAAACAUGAUGGUACAUGGAGAAUGGUAGUAGAUUAUAAAAAAUUAAAUAAUAUUACUAUUAAGGAUAAUCAUCCAUUACCCAAUAUGGAGCAAGCAAUACAAUUAUUAGGUGGUGGUUAUAAAUUUUUUUCCAAACUUGAUAUGAAGAGUGGAUUUUGUCAAAUUCUAAUUAAAGAAGAAGACAAAUUUAAAACUGCAUUUAUUACUCCAUAUGGUCUUUUCGAAUGGAAUGUGCUGGCUCAAGGUCUCAAGAAUAGCCCACCAUCUUUUCAACGACAUAAUUUUCAACUUAACUUGGUCAAAUAUAGUAUUUUUCAUCAACAAGUCGAUUAUUUAUCUCAUGCAAUAUCUGAACAUGGUGUUAAGCCAACCAAUGAAAAAAUUCAAGCAAUUAUUAAAUUACGACAACCUACUAAACUACCUGAAGCAAAUAAAUUUCUCAGUGCUCUUUCGUGGUAUCGUAAAUUUAUAUCCAAAUUUGCAACAAUUGCUACAUCUAUUCAUGUUGUAAAAAACUUAACAAAAACAAAUAAACACAAACUCGAAUUGGGUGCUUCUCAAUUUCAAGAGUUUUUACAAUUGAAACAGUUAUUAAUUACUUCUCCAUUAUUUUUUGAUUUUCCAGAUGAUAAUUAUCUUGUUAUAUUAACAACGGAUGCAUCAGAAAUUGGUAUUGGUGAUAUAUUACAACAAAAUAUUAAUGGUGAAAUAAAAAAUUUAUAUUAUCAUUCUCAAGUUACAUCUUCUACUCAACGACGAUAUGAUCCUAUCGAAUUAGAAGCAUUAACCAUAUGGUUAUGCUUUCAACGAAUGCGAUCUUAUCUACCUGAUCAACAUAAUUGUUUAGCUGAUUAUUUAUCUCAUCAUCCAAUACAAAAUGAUGAAGAAAUAUUUGAUGAGGAUUAUAGCAUAAGCAUGUUACUUCAGGGGGAACCACCGGAGACGGUGCAUGCUCCUGUCAAUCAUCCUCCAGUUAUUGGUGCUGUUGUUACGCGUUCAAAAAUGAAACAAAUACAACAACAACAAAAUGAAAAUGACAAAAUUACACCACACACUGUAAAUGAUAUAUCAUCGUCGUCAAGUAAAGACAAAAUUGAACAUUCAAAUAAAUCUCCAUCACUCUUAAUUACGUCUAACAAUUUUGAUAUAACUCAAAUUAAACUUGAACAGUCAAAAGAUUCAAAUAUUCAGAAGAAGAUUAAAGAAGUUAUGCAAGAUCCAACAAAACAUCCUUAUGUAGUUACAAACGGUUUAUUAUAUAAAUUGGUAUUAAUGAAUGUUGCUAGUAAUAAGAAGAAGAAAUGGUCAUUUUGGCAUUCAACGAACAUAUUUAAAAAAUUAAAAAAUAAAUUCUGGUGGCCAAAUAUGAAACAAUCAAUUAUUCAACAUAUUCAAUCUUGUUUACCUUGUCAACAACAUAAUAUUAGUCGUACAAAGAAACCAGGUCGACUUAAUCCAAUUCCAACUCCAGAGGAGCUAUUUCAAUUAAUAGAUAUUGAUUAUUGUGGUCCGUUCCAACCAACACCUCGUGCUUUAUCUGAUUGUUCAGCACAAACCACGGCUCAAAGAUUAUUUAAUAAUUACAUUUGUCCAUAUGGUGUACCAUUAGCUAUAUUAUCUGAUCAAGGUACUCAUUUUAAAAAUCAACUUAUGGAAUCCAUAGCAAAAUUAAUUGGUUACAAUCAUAUUUUUUCAAGUGUUUAUCACCCACAAAGUAAUGAAAUGAUUGAACGUUUUAAUGCGACAUUCGUUCCUCAAAUUGUCAAACUUCAAGAUCUAGAAAAUAACAAUUGGGAUGAAUUCUUAUCACCAGUGGUAUUUGCUUAUAACACCAGCAUCCAUGCAACGACUAAUUAUUCACCAUUUCAAUUACAGUUUGGUCGAGAAUCAUGUUUACCUACUGAUGAACCUUCAUCAUCAUUUACUUUCAAUAAACCAAAUGAUUAUUAUGUACAAUUGAAAAAAAAUCUGUUGAUAAUACAACAACACGCACGUGAUAAUAUUAUUCGUCGACAACGACAAUACAAGAUUAAUUAUGAUAAACAAUGUCCAGAUCCACAUUAUGAAAUCAAUGGUCCAGCACUGAUUAAAAUUCAUGGAAUAAAGAAAAAAUUAGAACCAAAAUAUUCGAUUACACCAAAAAUAAUUCUUAGGAAACAACAUCCAAUUGAUUGGGUCAAAGAUGAAAAAACACAGGUCGAAUCCAGAGUACAUGUUAAUGAUAUUCGAUCUAUUCUUAUUUUAAAAUCAACAUGA
Rotaria sordida is the source of this 2334-nucleotide messenger RNA. Lineage: Eukaryota; Metazoa; Rotifera; Eurotatoria; Philodinida; Philodinidae. The record is from the annotation of a GenBank genome assembly.